AUGACCCUCUUCACUUUAGAUUCUAGGGUACGUGUUCAGGUGACGGAUCCAGAGCAGACACACUACGAAGUACCUGAAAGGGUCUUCCCGCGACCACCAUCCACCGAAGCUCUCAGGCCGAAGGUCAAGUUUCGGUUUGCAGCGAGUCCAUUUAGCUUCUCAAUCGUUCGGGUGGAUACGAAUGAGGUUCUCUUUGAUACCUCGGCUGCACCGUUGAUCUUCGCGCCACAGUAUUUGCGCUUGAAGACGACACUGCCUCUGAACGCGAACAUAUAUGGACUAGGAGAACAUACGGAAUCUUUUCGAUUACCCAUAGAGCAGGGUGUUACGCGUACCCUUUGGGCACGAGAUGCCAUCCGUAUUCCAACGGGCACAAACCUCUACGGUGCACAUCCGAUCUAUGUUGAGCAGCGACAUACGGGGGCUCAUGGGGUAUUCCUUCUCAAUUCGAAUGGGAUGGACGUCAAGAUCAAGAACGACUGUAGCCACGGAUCGCUGGAGUACAAUGUCAUCGGGGGCACUCUGGAUCUAUACUUCUUUGCCGGACCAACACCAGUGGACGUGGCUCGGCAAUCUGUACAAGUAGCCGGACUCCCUGUCGAGUUUCCGUACUGGAGCUUUGGGCUGCAUCAAUGCCGUUUUGGCUAUAAAGAUAUCGAAGAAGUCAGACAAGUCGUUGCCAACUACAGUGAAGCAGGGAUUCCUCUGGAGACAAUGUGGAUUGAUAUCGAUUACAUGGACGACCGCUUGGUUUUCACGACCGAUCCAGUCGCGUAUCCAAAGGCAGAGGUCUAG
Messenger RNA from Serendipita indica DSM 11827, 795 nucleotides. Lineage: Eukaryota; Fungi; Basidiomycota; Agaricomycetes; Sebacinales; Serendipitaceae. The record is from the annotation of a GenBank genome assembly.